AUGGUGACAUGGGACAGCCUCGAUGUCUUCAUUGAGGAUUUCUAUGACAAAUUAUUUAUUUACCAACCCGGCAAUAUACAUGACCACACUGACCCCGGAAAUAUAUCUGGCCACCCCGGCAAUAUACCCGGCCAUCCCGGCAAUAUACCUGGCCACACUGACCCCGGCAAUAUACCUGACCACACUGACCCCGGCAAUAUACCUGGCCACCCCGGCAAUAUACCUGACCACACUGACCCCGGCAAUAUACCUGACCACCCCGACAAUAUACCUGGCCACCCCGACAAUAUAACUGGCCACCCCGGCAAUAUACCUGACCACACUGACCCCGGCAAUAUACCUGGCCACACUGACCCCGGGAAUAUACCUGGCCACCCCGGGAAUAUACCUUACCACCCCGGCAAUAUACCUGGCCAUCCCGGCAAUAUACCUGACCACACUGACCCCGGCAAUAUACCUGGCCACCCCGGCAAUAUACCUGGCCAUCCCGGCAAUAUACCUGACCACACUGACCCCGGCAAUAUACCUGGCCACCCCGGCAAUAUACCUGGCUACACUGACCCCGGCAAUAUACCUGGCCAUCUCGGCAAUAUACCUGACCACCCCGGCAAUAUACCUGACCACACUGACCCCGGCAAUAUACCUGGCCACCCCGGCAAUAUACCUGACCACACUGACCCCGGCAAUAUACCUGGCCACCCCGGCAAUAUACCUGGCCACACUGACCCCGGGAAUAUACCUGGCCACCCCGGGAAUAUUCCUUACCACCCCGGCAAUAUACCUGGCCAUCCCGGCAAUAUACCUGACCACCCCGGCAAUAUACCUGACCACACUGACCCCGGCAAUAUACCUGGCCACCCCGGCAAUAUACCUGGCCACACUGACCCCGGCAAUAUACCUGGCCAUCCCGGCAAUAUACCUGACCACCCCGGCAAUAUACCUGACCACACUGACCCCGGCAAUAUACCUGGCCACCCCGGCAAUAUACCUGACCACACUGACCCCGGCAAUAUACCUGGCCACCCCGGCAAUAUACCUGACCACACUGACCCCGGCAAUAUACCUGACCACACUGACCCCGGCAAUAUACCUGGCCACCCCGGCAAUAUACCUGACCACACUGACCCCGGCAAUAUACCUGACCACACUGACCCCGACAAUAUACCUGGCCACCCCGGCAAUAUACCUGGCCACCCCGGCAAUAUACCUGACCACCCCGGCAAUAUACCUGACCACCCCGGCAAUAUACCUGACCACCCCGGCAAUAUACCUGACCACCCCGGCAAUAUACCUGGCCACCCCGGCAAUAUACCUGACCACCCCGGCAAUAUACCUGACCACCCCGACAAUAUACCUGGCCACCCCGGCAAUAUACCUGACCACCCCGGCAAUAUACCUGACCACCCCGGCAAUAUACCUGACCACCCCGGCAAUAUACCUGGCCACCCCGGCAAUAUACCUGGCCACCCCGGCAAUAUACCUGACCACCCCGACAAUAUACCUGGCCACCCCGGCAAUAUACCUGACCACCCCGACAAUAUACCUGACCACCCCGGCAAUAUACCUGGCCACCCCGGCAAUAUACCUGACCACACUGACCCCGGUAAUUUACCUGACCACACUGACCCCGGCAAUAUACCUGACCACACUGACCCCGGCAAUAUACCUGGCCACCCCGGCAAUAUACCUGGCCACCCCGGCAAUAUACCUGACCACCCCGGCAAUAUACCUGGCUACACUGACCCUGACAAUAUACCUGGCCACCCCGGCAAUAUACCUGGCCACCCCGGCAAUAUACCUGACCACACUGACCCCGGCAAUAUACCUGGCCACACCUACCCAGGCAAUAUACCUGGCCACACCUACCCCGGCAAUAUACCUGGCCAUCCUGGCAAUAUACCUGACCACCCCGUCAAUAUACCUGACCACACUGACCCCGGCAAUAUACCUGGCCACACCUACCCAGGCAAUAUACCUGGCCACACCUACCCCGGCAAUAUACCUGGCCAUCCUGGCAAUAUACCUGACCACCCCGUCAAUAUACCUGACCACACCUACCCCGGCAAUAUACCUGACCACCCCGGCAAUAUACCUGGCCACACUGACCCCGGCAAUAUAACUGACCACCCCGGCAAUAUAUCUGGCCACCUCGGCAAUAUACCUGACCACACUGACCACGGAAAUAUACCUGGCCACCCCGGCAAUAUACCUGGCCACAAUUCUGGCAAUUAA
Molecule: messenger RNA, 2232 nt
Organism: Physella acuta
Lineage: Eukaryota; Metazoa; Mollusca; Gastropoda; Physidae
Product: collagen alpha-5(IV) chain-like
Source: RefSeq, a predicted model, not a curated record